CCACCACACACUUACAGGAUCGGAGCUCACACGAGUGGCGCGCAGCUACCUCAAGCGAAACCCGGCCCCCUGUGCAAUUGCGCGUCGUCGUCGUCUCACCAGCGCAAACGCGACGACGAUGGUGUUCGGCGAGCGCGCCGCGGGCGGCCCGGGCGCCGACGCGGCGGGCACGAUGCGGUUCGCGCGGCACGUGGUGCGCGGGCGGUGGUUCAUGUUCUUCGCGUCCAUCCUGAUCAUGGCAGCGGCCGGCGGCACCUACAUCUUCGGCAUCUACUCCAAGGCCGUCAAGACGUCGCUCGGGUACGACCAGCAGACGCUCAACACGCUGAGCUUCUUCAAGGACGUGGGCGCCAACGUCGGCAUCCUCCCGGGCCUCAUCAACGAGGUCACCCCGCCGUGGGUGGUGCUGGCCUGCGGCGCCGGCAUGAACCUGGCUGGCUACCUCAUGAUCUACCUCGCCGUCUCGGGGCGCACGGCGCGGCCGCCCGUGUGGCUCAUGUGCGUGUACAUCGCCGUCGGCGCCAACUCGCAGUCGUUCGCCAACACCGGCGCGCUCGUCACCGCCGUCAAGAACUUCCCCGAGGACCGCGGCGUCGUGCUCGGCCUGCUCAAGGGCUUCGUCGGCCUCAGCGGCGCCAUCUUCACCCAGAUCUACCGCGCCGUCUACGGCACCGACAACGACGGCGCGGAGCUGGUGCUGCUCAUGGCGUGGCUCCCCGCCGCCAUCUCGCUGCUCUUCAUCCCCACCAUCCGCAUCAUGCCGCGGCCGAUCGCCGCGGCCGGGCGGGCGAGCGGGGAGCGCAGGGCCUUCUUCCUCUUCCUCUACGCCUCCAUCGUGCUCGCCGUCUACCUCCUCGUCAUGAACGUGGUGGAGCUGGAGGUGACCCGCUUCCCCAAGCCGGCCUACUACGUCACGGUCGCCGUGCUCCUCCUCCUCAUCUUCUUCCCGAUCGUCAUCGUGGUCAAGCAAGAGCUCAAGACCUACCUGCUUCAGCCGGCGCCGGCGCCAGCUGCAGCCAUCGUGACGAUCACCGUCGAGGACGAGAAGACACGCGAGGCGGCGCCUGCAGCUGAUCAGGAUCAGGCCGCCGCCGACAGAGACAGCUCGUCGCCUUCGUGCUUCCAGGACGUGUUCCGGCCGCCGGCGCGGGGCCAGGACUACACCAUCCUGCAGGCCCUGUUCAGCGUGGACAUGCUGGUCCUGUUCGUGGCCACCAUCUGCGGCAUCGGCGGCACGCUGACGGCGGUGGACAACAUGGGCCAGAUCGGGCAGUCGCUGGGCUACCCGCAGCGCUCCGUCACCACCUUCGUCUCCCUGGUGAGCAUCUGGAACUACGCCGGCCGCGUGGUCUCCGGCUUCGCCUCCGAGUACGUCCUCGCCCGCUACAAAGUGCCCCGCCCGCUGGCGCUCACCGCCGUGCUCCUCCUCGCCUGCGUCGGCCACGCGCUCAUCGCCUUUGGCGUGAGCCACGGGCUCUACGCGGCGUCCGUGAUCCUGGGCUUCUGCUUCGGCGCGCAGUGGCCGCUGCUGUUCGCCAUCAUCUCCGAGGUGUUCGGGCUCAAGUACUACUCGACGCUCUACAACUUCGGCGCCGUGGCGAGCCCCGUGGGGUCCUACGUGCUCAACGUGCGGAUCGCCGGCCGGAUGUACGACCGGGAGGCGCUCCGGCAGGGCGGGCGCAGGGGGCGGGACCUCACCUGCGCCGGGGUGCGCUGCUUCAGGGAGUCGUUCCUCAUCAUCACCGGCGUCACGCUGCUGGGCGCGCUCGUGUCGCUGCUGCUGGCGUGGAGGACCAGGGAGUUUUACCGCGGGGACCUGUACGGCCGCUUCAGGGAGGUCGGCAUGGCCGCUGCCGGAGGAGGAGAGGAUAAGAAGGUCGCCGGCGGCGGUGUCAGUAGUGACACGGACGCCAAGCAGGACACUAGUAGCAGUAGCGAGAGCAGCAAUGGCAACACCAAGGUUUGAAAGAAUGAAUUGCUAAUGAUCGAGGUGAAGAAAGAUUAAUUGCUCCUUGAGCAAAUUAAAUGUACCACCACAGAGUCCAUUCUCCAUUGGUGUACCGUGUCAGGUUCCAUUGA
Messenger RNA from Panicum virgatum (switchgrass), 2079 nucleotides. Its product is annotated as protein NUCLEAR FUSION DEFECTIVE 4-like. The record is from RefSeq and is a predicted model, not a curated record. Gene Ontology annotation, cellular component: membrane. The coding region runs from base 119 to 1966 and encodes 615 amino acids. The transcript has a single exon. Lineage: Eukaryota; Viridiplantae; Streptophyta; Magnoliopsida; Poales; Poaceae.